Messenger RNA from Cajanus cajan (pigeon pea), 1481 nucleotides. Its product is annotated as very-long-chain 3-oxoacyl-CoA reductase 1. NCBI's taxonomy places the organism in Eukaryota, Viridiplantae, Streptophyta, Magnoliopsida, Fabales, Fabaceae. Gene Ontology annotation, molecular function: ketoreductase activity. Gene Ontology annotation, cellular component: endoplasmic reticulum. The record is from RefSeq and is a predicted model, not a curated record.
UAGAACCCACAGCUUGUAAAAGAAGGAGCAGAUUGAAACUACCCGUUUUGCAAUCGCUUUCUUUUGACUCCGCCCAUUUUAUUGUCUGCACUCUGCACCAAUAUUCAUUCAAUGCCACCACCUCAACUUUCUCUACUUAAUUCUGGUGGUUUUCCGCUCAUCUACCUCACCCACACUUCACACUUCUCUCUCGCUAUUUAUCUUAAAUCUUAAAUCAAACGCUCUUCACGUUUCCCUCAUAUACCCCUUUCUCGCGCACCACACUCUCCAUCUCACCAUGGAAUGCUGCAUAAUCGCCAGACUCAAAGCGCAACCCCUCUGGUUCGCCGCGCUCUUCAUCGUCGGUUUAGUAACCAUUCUCAAACUGGCUUUGCUUCUCGUCAAAUGGGUCUACGUCAAUUUCCUCAGACCCCCCAAGAACCUCAAAAAGUACGGAUCUUGGGCCCUCGUGACGGGCCCCACCGACGGCAUUGGAAAAAGCUUCGCUUUUGAGCUCGCGCGCAAGGGUUUGAACCUCGUCCUCGUCGGUCGGAGCCCCGAGAAGCUGAAGAGCGUGUCGGAUUCGAUUUCGGCCAAGUUCGGGAAAAUCGAGGUGAGGACCGUGGUGGUGGAUUUCGCGGCGGAUCUCGACGAGGGCGUGGCGAGGAUCGGGGCGGCGAUCGAGGGGUUGGAUGUUGGGGUGUUGGUUAACAACGUGGGAGUGUCGUACCCUUAUGCGAGAUUCUUCCACGAGGUGGAUGAGGGGUUGCUCAACAAUUUGAUUAAGGUUAAUGUUGUGGGGACUACUAAGGUUACCCAGGUUGUGCUGCCUGGCAUGCUCAAGAGGAAGAAGGGGGCCAUUGUUAACAUUGGCUCUGGAGCUGCUAUUGUGAUUCCCUCUGAUCCUCUUUAUGCUGUUUAUGCUGCCACCAAAGCGUACAUCGAUCAAUUUUCCAGAUGUCUCUAUGUUGAAUACAAGAAGAGUGGGAUUGACGUUCAGUGUCAGGUUCCAUUGUACGUGGCAACUAAGAUGGCAUCAAUCAGGAGAUCUUCAUUCUUUGUGCCAUCAACAGAUGGGUAUGCGAGAGCAGGUGUGAGAUGGAUAGGGUAUGAGCCUCGUUGCACACCAUACUGGCCACACACUCUUCUUUGGGCUGUGGCAUACUCAUUGCCUGAGUUUGUUGUUGAUGCUUGGCGCCUGUGGUUUUGCUUGGGUAUUAGAAAGAGGGGACAGCGCAAAGAUGCCACCAAGAAGGAAUAAGACUGAGACUAUGCUUGGUUGGUUUUGCUGUGUAGGCAAUAGAUGCUACUCAUCAUUAGUUGAUUAAGGAUUCCAAGUACCUGCUAUGUUCCUCAUUUUCAUCUUACUGUGGUUAGUGUCUUUUUGGUAUCAGUUGUGUGGCCUAUUCUUUUUAGUCACCCGUUUUGGGUGUUUAAGUUCACUGUUCUAGUACUGUGUUGGACUGAUCAUAUAUUGAAAUAUCUUUUAACUUGGUUUUCUC